Molecule: messenger RNA, 558 nt
Organism: Didymodactylos carnosus
Lineage: Eukaryota; Metazoa; Rotifera; Eurotatoria; Philodinida; Philodinidae
Source: the annotation of a GenBank genome assembly
AUGACCGUCAUACCAUUUCGUUUUAAUGGUUUUCGAGCUGGUUUUUUUGAGUAUGUAUCAUCUGCCACACCAAAUUAUUUAACAGUAAAUAAUGUAGAAACGCAUAGUAAAAAUAAUAUGGGCACAGUUGAAAUAAAAUCGCAAGACCCAUUUCAAAUACCAUUAAUACAGUUUCAACUAUUUAAUGAGCAUGACGAUGAUCUUAGUCGAAUGGUACAAAAUCUUCAAUAUGUACGAAAACUGUUAAAUCGUAAGCCCUUAUCCAAAUAUAUUGAAGAAGAAGUAUCACCGGGUUCGAAUGUAACAUCGACAGCAGAUCUUGAAGAACAUGUACGAAAAAAUGCCUGGGGACAUCACGGAUGCUGUUCGGCAAAAAUGGGUUCUUCUGCUGACAAAAUGGCUGUUGUAGACUCAAAAGGACGAGUGAGAAAUAUUAAAAAUCUUCGUAUUAUCGAUAUUUCUAUAUUUCCGAUAGCAAUGGGUUGGUUUCCAACGUUACCGAUAUAUUUGGCAUCGGAAAAGUUGGCUGAUGAUAUUGCUACACAUUACGGCAGAUGA